GAGGUCGCCCGCGGUCCGCAGCAGCCUGGCGGCAGGGAGAGCCCUCCCGCCAGCAGCCUCCGCGCGACGCCGCGGCAGCGGGUCUGCCGGCACAACACGCCCUCGGGCGUAAUGCCGCGCCGCGCCAGGAUCGACGGGAGACAGCCGUGGAAGAAGGGGAUCCAGUGGCAGCGGCCGCCACGCAGACGGGGGAGUGCUGCGCGCCGCCGCUCACCGACGCGCACAGGAAGCUUGGAUGCGCAGCAUUGCCUGGAUGGAUGA
Molecule: messenger RNA, 261 nt
Organism: Prorocentrum cordatum
Lineage: Eukaryota; Dinophyceae; Prorocentrales; Prorocentraceae
Source: the annotation of a GenBank genome assembly